This is a messenger RNA of Cololabis saira (Pacific saury), 1450 nucleotides long. It is a transcript of the gene ascc1, whose product is annotated as activating signal cointegrator 1 complex subunit 1. Gene Ontology annotation, biological process: regulation of DNA-templated transcription; DNA alkylation repair. Bases 143 to 1204 code for a protein of 353 amino acids. The record is from RefSeq and is a predicted model, not a curated record. The transcript is spliced from 10 exons. NCBI's taxonomy places the organism in Eukaryota, Metazoa, Chordata, Actinopteri, Beloniformes, Belonidae. Gene Ontology annotation, cellular component: nucleus. Gene Ontology annotation, molecular function: RNA binding.
AACAAACUAGCAUGGACAAGAACUAGAUAGCAGAACUAUUAAAUAUACAUUUAAGCCAUUUUGGUUAUUUUAUUUUAUAGAUAACAGUUUGUUUGUGUUGUUAAUUUAACAUACGUUUGACUAAAGUUCGCUGGGUUGCAGUAUGGAUGUUCUUCGCCCACCCCUUAUCAAUAUAGGUGGAAGAAUAUAUCGUAGGAAUUUAAUUAAAGAAGAACAAUAUGAGGAAGAAGAUGAUUUCUCUUACAUUGAGCCAGAGAGUGAAGAGCUUGCAGAAGGUGAAGCCUGUGACGGCCCCUUGAUUGAACAGACAGAUAAAGGAUUCCGCUGUGCCAUUGAUGUCCCAAGUGCCCUUUACAAAUACAUCAUUGGGAAAAAAGGAGAAACACGCAGACGUCUGGAGGCUGACACAAAAACAUCCAUCAACAUCCCAAAGCAAGGAAUCGAAGGACAGAUUGUAAUCACAGGUUCCCAGAAAGCUGCGGUUUCAUCUGCGCUCACUCGGGUUGAAGUCCUUAUGGAGAGUUUCCGGAAGAAGCAGCCUUUCACUCAUUUCCUGUCAUUCCCUCUGAACCAUUCCAGUAUUCAAGAAGGAUUCCUCAGAUUUAAAGAUGAGGUGUUGCAGCACUGUUCGCAGGAUCACAGAGUUGAGGAAAGCAUCUUUCAGAAUCCUGCAAAGCUUCAUCUGACCGUUGGCACUCUGGCUUUGUUAAAUGACAUGGAAGUGAGAAAAGCAUCUGGAUAUCUUCAGGAGUGUCAAAGUUUCAUCAGGGAGAUCGCAGAAGGAAAGCCUCUGCAGCUGGAGGUGGCAGGUAUCGAGUACAUGAAUGACGAUCCGGCUAUGGUGGACAUCUUGUAUGUCAAAGUCAACGUGAAAGACGGAUCUGAAAAGUUGCAGACGAUUGCAGACCGGCUCGUAGAGCAUUUCGUCUCCGCAGGGCUGAUGGUCAGAGAGUGGGACAGGGUGAAGCUGCACGGCACUGUGAUGAACACUUUGUUCAGAAAGGACUCCACAGUGGCAGACACGGGUGGAGCAGGAAGGCAAACCACGGCUGAGAGAGAGGCUUUUGAUGCCAGAAACAUACUGAAGAAAUUUGGUUCUUUUCAUUUUGGGGAGUUUGAGCUGAAAACUGUCCAGCUGUCCCAGAGGUUUUCAACAGACUGCACUGGAUACUACACAUGCGCAGGGAGCGUCAGCGUCUCCUGAGCCUCAGCAGGGACCAGGAUUUUUUGAGGUCCGAGUGCUGUGUCGGGAUGGAUCAGGCUGUCUGAUGUUCAGUGGGGAAGAAGCAUUCAAAAGAUUUGAACAUGAGUGGAAAUAUGGUAACAUCGCUCCUCAAUCUUUUGCCAAAGAUGGUUGUAAGAUUGGGAUUUCAGUUGUGAUUUUCCUUCUUUUACCGGCAUCCUGUCUAAAGUUUACCAAGAAUAAAAACCUUGCAUCUUGGCGUUUUCU